Messenger RNA from Athalia rosae (coleseed sawfly), 1802 nucleotides. Its product is annotated as chymotrypsin-1-like. Gene Ontology annotation, biological process: proteolysis. The record is from RefSeq and is a predicted model, not a curated record. Gene Ontology annotation, molecular function: serine-type endopeptidase activity. The transcript is spliced from 4 exons. Bases 250 to 1032 code for a protein of 260 amino acids. NCBI's taxonomy places the organism in Eukaryota, Metazoa, Arthropoda, Insecta, Hymenoptera, Athaliidae.
AUACUCUCGAAAUUUCCGAAACCACCGAAAUUUGCAACGUGAAAUUUUCGUAACGAUAACAUUUUUCGGAAAUCAAUUUUCAUCCAAUUUAUCGUGAAACAAUCCAUAUAAUCCAUUGGAGCAACUAUGGAGGAUUAUAUUUUAUUAGAUCUUAUCAAGCUUAACAUUUUUCGUUCAGUCAUACUUGCAGAGCAAAUAUAUAAGAACGCUCAGUUCAGAGUCUAAGACUCUUCGGCAUAAGCUAACGCAAUGACGAGUAUUCUGCUGAUAUUCCUGUUGAGCGGAUCAAUAGCGUUGGCAAAUGGAGCGACGUUUCCAGAAGGAAGAAUCGUAGGGGGUGAUUCGGUGGUGGCCAACGAAUUUCCAUGGCAGGUAUCUCUGCGGCGUAACAUCGGGCAGCAUUUUUGCGGAGGUACCCUGAUAGCGGUUAGAAAAGUUCUGACAGCCGCGUAUUGCGUUCUGCCGUACAAAGACACGCCGAGUUCGGUUCACGUUGUCACGGGGUCGAUUAGUUUGGCACGGGGUGGCGAAUACCACGAGGUUUCUCACAUAGUAGCCCAUGAGAAUUACCUCGAGGGUGAGCGAGACUCGUGGCGUAACGAUAUCGCAAUUGUUACGUUGGCCAGUCCGGCUGCGAGGACUCCUGCUCAAUCACCGAUCGCAUACAGCGACGCUCACACCCCAGCUGGUUCGUCUGCAAUAACGAGCGGAUGGGGACAAACGAUUUACCCCGCUGGAAAUACUUUUCCCACAGUCCUACAAAAGUACGAACUAACGAUUCUAUCGAAUAUAGAGUGUCAGAAGUAUCAUCCAUUGAACACUAUUUACGAAGACCAUAUCUGCGCGUUGUCUUCACGUGGACAAGGAGCUUGCACCGGUGACAGUGGCGGUCCUUUGGUAUCCGACAAUGAAGUAGUCGGAAUCACAUCUUGGGUGCGACCUUGCGCACUCGGUUACCCCGACGUUUACACCAGAGUGUCUUCCUUCGCGAAAUGGAUAAACCAACAUCUGACCGACGGCGAUUCCACUUAGAACACCGGAAAGUAAAAAAACCCAGGAAAGUGUAAUCGAAAAUCAUCAACGAUCUGUACACGAAUUUCACUUGAUAACAAAAAAUUUGAAAUCAAUGAAAUGUUACGUAAUUCUCAUGUACGUGAGUACAAUUUUUCUGUUCUCGAUGACCAAUGAUAUUCGAUCGUUCGUUGUAAUGAAAUAUACAAAUUUGGCAAAAUUCAAGACUUCCGGAGCUCAUAAUUAUGUAUAGUGAUAUGAGGUGUUUGCGUGAAUAAUCAGAUCACAGCUCAGACAUGAAUUUCUAGAUUAUCUAUUAAGUUUUUUUUUGUUAUCUUUUUUUUUUGUUCAAAAAGGUAUGACUCCACUGAUAGUCGUGUCCCAAUAUUGAUUAGAUAUACCUAGAAGAUUAGUUGGCUAUCUGAUCUUUAUUUGAUAAUUUAUCGGCACAAACGAAGAUCACGUGGCAAUUCCUCAUACUACCGACACGACGCGACGUUCACUUAUGACAUAAGAUUAAUGGAUUAUAUCCACACCGUUCUGAGCGACACCUUUAAACGACAUGUUCUUCUGGAUGAUAAGCAAUUACAGUAGAACGGAACAAAUGUAAUUUAUCUUUUAGUGUUUCAUUUUAUCGCGAUUAAACAAUCGCAGCAAUACAUUGUGGCAUAACUUUUAAUCCGAGUCGCUUAAUUGACUGUUCGGUGUACUGAAGCAAAUAAAUUAAUUAAUUAAUUAAUAUUCAAUGUUAAACGAGUGCAGUAUCAAAAUAAAGGGUAUGGUAUAAGAGA